Tarenaya hassleriana is the source of this 1238-nucleotide messenger RNA. RefSeq lists its product as uncharacterized. Gene Ontology annotation, biological process: regulation of DNA-templated transcription. Gene Ontology annotation, molecular function: transcription coregulator activity; protein binding. Gene Ontology annotation, cellular component: histone deacetylase complex. The record is from RefSeq and is a predicted model, not a curated record. Bases 220 to 948 code for a protein of 242 amino acids. Lineage: Eukaryota; Viridiplantae; Streptophyta; Magnoliopsida; Brassicales; Cleomaceae. The transcript has 6 exons.
UUUCACUGCUUUUUUCCAUCUCUCUCUCUCUCUGCUUCUUCGCUCUCGCAUAAACCCUAAUUCUCUGCUCGAUUUCUGUGUUUUCCCGCUCAAUCCUCCAUUUUCGUUCUCAGCAAUGCAUGAUCUCGCGCUUUGGUUCCGUGUCGAGAAUUGAAGGAGAGGCGUUUUGCUGGGUUUUUCUGUUUCGGGGUCUAAACGGAGGGAGAGUGUGUGAGAGAAAUGCUGCAAGCUGCGGAGAGCUCCGGCGUCCUCAACGGCGGAUUCCCGCCAUUGCAGAGCUGCUGCGGAGAGAGCAGUAGCGAGGAAGAGUUAUCGGUGUUGCCACGUCACACCAAGGUUGUCGUCACCGGGAACAACCGUACGAAAUCCGUCCUCGUCGGUCUUCAAGGCGUCGUGAAAAAAGCCGUCGGUCUUGGUGGUUGGCAUUGGCUGGUUCUGACGAAUGGAAUAGAAGUAAAGUUGCAGAGGAAUGCACUCAGCGUCAUUGAGGCUCCCACUGGAAACGAGGAAGACGAUGACCUUGAAUUCGAGAACACACAUUGGAAUGGCUCUGAUAUGACAUCUGAUGACACACUAAAGUCCCAUAAGCCGAGGCAGAGGGCACAACGAUCAUCUCGUUCAUCUCACAAAACACCGAGCAGGUCCCUAUCUUGUGACUCGCAGUCAAAAAGCUCGGUUUUUACUCCCCCUGUGAACAUGAAAGUUGAUCUUAGUAAACUGGAUAUGCCCGCCUUACAGAGAUACUGGCGACAUUUUAACCUUGUGGAGGCUAUUCCUAACCCAUCAAAGGAGCAGCUAACAGAAAUCGUUCAGAGGCACUUCAUGUCACAGCAAAUGGACGAGCUUCAGGUGAUAGUGGGGUUCGUUCAGGCAGCGAAAAGAAUGAAGAAGGCCUGCAAGUGGGAGACGAAAGAAUCCCGAAACACCGAUCUUAACUGUAUCAGUUAAGACCGACAGACAGACAAGGCGACUAACAGAAUGGUUCAUUUGUAUCUACCCUUCUGCCUGUUUUAACCAUUUGUCGGCGGUUUUAGUUUUCAUUAGUUAGCUCUCUCUCUCUCGGGUUCGGGUUAAUGGCAGAUGUUCUUGCUCUCUCUCUCUGUUAGCCAGUUGUAAGUAGAGUUACCUCCAGAACCAGUGACUUGAACAGACAAAAACUCUCCAAUUGAAUCCUGUCUUUUAACCGAUCUGGAGACAAUCGGUAUGUUAGAGAAUGUAAAUAUGUUUCCUUAUGUGUC